AUGUCGCUGGAGCUGAGCAUGGCCCUGGCGGCGCCGCCGGGGGGCGGGCUGCUGGCCCCGCCCCCUCCCGCCCCGCCCGGCAAGGAGCAGCAGGUGGCAGGGGUGGGGAUCCUGCUGCAGAUCUCCAUGCUCGUGCUCUCCUUCGUGCUCGGCCACGUCCUCCGCCGCCACCGCUUCUACUACCUCCCCGAGGCCAGCGCUUCGCUCCUCAUCGGACUAGUUGUUGGUGGGCUUGCUAAUAUUUCAAACACAGAGACCAACACUAGGACAUGGUUCAACUUCCAUGAAGAAUUCUUCUUCUUGUUCUUAUUACCUCCUAUAAUAUUCCAAUCAGGAUUCAGCUUAUCCCCAAAACCAUUCUUUGCCAACUUUGGGGCUAUUGUAACUUUUGCCAUUCUUGGGACAUUCAUCGCUUCCAUCGUAACAGGGAUGCUUGUCUAUCUUGGUGGACUCACAUUUCUAAUGUAUAAACUUCCACUGGUUGAAUGUCUUAUGUUUGGCGCUCUUAUAUCCGCGACUGAUCCUGUCACGGUAUUAUCAAUAUUCCAGGAACUGGGAAGCGAUGUGAACUUGUAUGCUCUGGUGUUCGGCGAAUCUGUUUUAAACGAUGCGAUGGCAAUUUCUCUUUACAGAACAAUGUCAUCAGUCAGGAGUAAUGCAGCAGGAGGCGAGAACAUUUUUAUGAUGAUUCUACAGUUCCUUGAGAUCUUUGUUGGUUCAAUGUCAUCAGGUGUCGGAGUUGGAUUUAUCUCUGCUCUUCUAUUUAAAUAUGCGGGAUUGGAUAUUGACAAUCUUCAGAACUUGGAGUGCUGCCUUUUUGUUCUCUUCCCAUACUUCUCGUAUAUGUUAGCAGAAGGACUUGGCUUGUCAGGAAUUGUUUCUAUACUAUUCACAGGGAUGGUUAUGAAGCACUAUACGUACUCUAAUCUGUCAGAUAACUCGCAGCGCUUUGUUUCCGCCUUUUUUCACUUGCUGUCAUCUUUGGCUGAAACAUUUGUCUUCAUUUAUAUGGGCUUUGAUAUUGCCAUGGAAGAACAUAGUUGGUCACACGUUGGGUUCAUCAUCUUCUCGAUUAUAUUCAUAAUUGUUGCAAGGGCAGCAAAUGUCUUUUCUUGUGCCUACUUGGUUAAUAUAUCACGUCCAGAACAUCGGCGUAUACCUCUAAAUCACCAGAAAGCUCUUUGUUUUAGUGGGCUUAGAGGAGCCAUGGCUUUUGCGCUUGCUCUCCAAUCUGUGCAUGAACUUCCUGAAGGACAUGGAAAGACGAUAUUAACAGCUACCACAGCCAUUGUCGUUUUGACGGUUCUUCUUAUUGGAGGGUCGACAGGCACCAUGUUAGAAGCUUUGGAUGUGAUUGGUGAUGAAAAUACAUCAAUAGAAACUUACGAGGAUAAUAACAAUGGUUACAUUCCCCCAACUUAUGAGGAAGGUACAUCGUCUGGAGGAGGGUUGAGAAUGAAACUCAAGGAGUUCCACAAAAGCACAACAUCGUUCACCGCCCUUGACAAGAACUAUCUAACUCCAUUUUUCACCAGUCAGACUGAUGAUGAUGCUGAUGAUUUUGGUGAUCAACCCCAAAACCAGAGACGAGGAUUCUAUGAUCAAUAG
Triticum turgidum subsp. durum (durum wheat) is the source of this 1608-nucleotide messenger RNA. The record is from the annotation of a GenBank genome assembly. NCBI's taxonomy places the organism in Eukaryota, Viridiplantae, Streptophyta, Magnoliopsida, Poales, Poaceae.